Acanthochromis polyacanthus (spiny chromis) is the source of this 873-nucleotide messenger RNA. RefSeq names its product basic helix-loop-helix family, member a9 (gene bhlha9). Lineage: Eukaryota; Metazoa; Chordata; Actinopteri; Pomacentridae. The transcript has a single exon. The record is from RefSeq and is a predicted model, not a curated record. Gene Ontology annotation, molecular function: protein dimerization activity; DNA-binding transcription factor activity, RNA polymerase II-specific; RNA polymerase II transcription regulatory region sequence-specific DNA binding. Bases 1 to 873 code for a protein of 290 amino acids. Gene Ontology annotation, biological process: developmental process; regulation of transcription by RNA polymerase II.
AUGAGCUGCAGCAGUGUUGCAGGUUCGGAAUUCUCUGAUGAAGAGCUGGAGCUCGAAGUGCUGGGCCAAGGUGAAGACGAGAGAAGUCCCAAGGCAUCAUUCCAAGACAGCGAGUGUUCAUCUAGAAGUCCCGGUGACCCAGAGGAAGGCCAAGCCAAGAAGCGCAACAGACCUGUCCGUUCAAAAGCUCGAAGAAUGGCUGCUAAUGUCCGUGAAAGAAAACGAAUUAUGGACUAUAACCAGGCCUUCAAUGCCCUCCGUGUUGCUCUAAAUCAUGACCUCAGUGGCAAACGGCUGUCCAAGAUUGCCACGCUACAGAGAGCCAUCAACCGCAUCUCUGCUCUCUCAGUAUUCCUGAGCUCUAAUCCACCCAGCAAGCCCUGCACCCACAGGGAGUGCAACAGGUCAUCUGUGGGUCCAGCAGCGUUGGGUGCAUCCCGACUUGAGCAGACCAGGGUAACGGUUCCUCGUCUGGAUCAUCAGAGCUAUGUUCCCUGGCAUGCAUCCAUCUCCCACCAGAUGCAGCCACAACAAGGGCCUCACAUGCACAGGCUGUCCACGGAGCCGCAUCUCUACGUGGAUAACAAUGUGUCAUCAUGUCCCCCAUCACCACACUACCCUUGUUAUCCCACUGAGGGACAGCUUUAUGCUUCACAUGGACACUGCGGGAGCCCCCACGAUCAUCCACCCAGUCCUCUGCGAUACCCUCAGGUGGGUGAGGGGUUAGGGUACCAGCCAGGCAUGUGGGCCUCCUGUACUCAGGGAUACAUGGACACUUUUGUGGAGUCAUCCGCUACUCUGGGGCUUCCUUGGCAGGUGAGCUACCUGCAGGAGCCGGAGCACAGCCUCCCUCUGUGCUCUGAAAUACUGUAA